AUGGAUUCAGCAAACGGUAAAAAUCUUUCCUUCGAGAUACUCUGCGAAGACUACACUGCUACGUACGGUCCUAGGCUAGGAAAACUCUUAAUACGGGGAAGAAGGCCUAUUGAAACCCCAAAUUUCUUUGGAAUCACCUCCAGAGGGGUGAUUCCGCAUAUAACACCCGAUGUCAUGGCAUCGCAUAUCCAAGUAGGAGGUGUUCAUAUUGCGCUAGAAGAUAUCUUCAAGAAGGAAGAUCUAUCAACUUCCAACAAGGACUCUUCUCUACACGAAUUUGCAGCAGUUCCCAGGAGAGUCACUACUCUUCUUGCCCCGCGUCGCACUCCGGCUGUCUUAGCCCCUAAUGGAAACUCAAAUUCGUCAAUAACAAUAUUUGCCCUAAACGGUUUCCAGGAAAUCUCGAAUAAAAAUUAUAUCGGUCUUACGCGCAAACUAAGCCCAGAUAUCGCUAUUGCUAUGGCUGAUAUUCCGUAUGGCUCGGGUCCUGGUGUAAAGCGAGUAGCAAAAAUGGUUCGUAGGACCCAAGCCUGGGUAUCUGAAACGAUUCACGAAAAAGCAGAGAAUCAGGCUACAUUCGCGCCAAUUCUACCUCUUAAAGCUUCAGAGCAAUCCGAAUACUUAGAAUAUAUUUCUAACCAUGCUUCAGACUGCAUAGAUGGGCUUGCGCUCUAUAGUUCCAGCAUGCUCCAAGAUAUCCCAGCCACAAUCAGUAUACUGAGACUUCCACGACUUACUCUUGAUGAGCCAUCAUCGCCCCUAGAUAUUCUCAGAAAAAUAACUAUUGGUAUAGAUAUUUUUACUGUGCCAUUUAUAAGUAAUGCGACUGAUGCUGGAUUUGCUCUCACUUUUUCCUUUCACUUGAGCCCACAGUUCGAUGGGGAGGUGACAAAAAAAACUGGUAAAUUAUCUCUAGGUACUGACAUGUGGGAGUCUGUUCAUUCAACAUCAUUAAUACCACUCUCAGAUGGAUGUGACUGUUAUACUUGCAGCCACCAUCACAGGGCCUAUGUCCAGCAUCUACUAUGUGCCAAAGAAAUGUUGGGCUGGGUUCUUUUGCAAGUUCACAAUCAUCAUAUACUUUGUGAAUUCUUUAGAUCUGUACGAAAGAGUAUUUCUAGCGGUUGUUUCCCUGAAGACUGUGAAAAAUUUGGAGAGCUCUAUUCCGACUUCAUGCCCGAGAAGACAAGAAAACCUAUAAGGAUAAAAGGAUACCAUUUUAAAAAGGAAGAUCUUAGCCGAGAGAAUGUAGAUAGCGAGAGUUGUGAGUCAACUCGAUUAGACAAAUACUUGGGUCUUCAAGUUGACUAG
This is a messenger RNA of Blumeria graminis f. sp. triticale, 1311 nucleotides long. NCBI's taxonomy places the organism in Eukaryota, Fungi, Ascomycota, Leotiomycetes, Helotiales, Erysiphaceae. The record is from the annotation of a GenBank genome assembly.